UGUGGACAGAAGGAGCCAACGUGUCUAGAGCAACGUGCCACAUAGUAGGUACUUCAUAAUUAUUUAUUCAGUGAAUGUGGACGCUCUUGAUUUCCUUUGAUCUCAUAGACAUGACCUCUCUUUACUAUCCUACCGGUCUCGAGUGACGGUAGGAGGCAAACAAUUAGGAUGGUGUAUACUGAUUAAUGUAUUCACAUUAACAGGUCCCAACUUUUAAAGCACUAAUUUCGUUAGGUCCCCUCUUAUUUCCCGGGGCACUUCUCUGUUCUGCACUGGCAGUUCCUUGCUCUCCCCGUUGUUAAUGAGACAUCCCCUGGGAGGAGAGAAUGCCUUGGAAGAAGUUCGCACAGUGCCCUGGGCUCUUUGAAUAAGCGAUAUCAAAGAAGACAUGGGAAAAUAGAGGAAUAAAAAUGAGCUCGCUGCUCGGGCUUGCAGUGUGGAGAAUACAGCCAGGAGCCCAGCGCCCUUGAGUCACCAGCAAGAUUUGCCCGAGGUGGGCUCGGCACGUCGCCUUAGGACGGGGAGACACGCCUUCUCGCACAAACCUUCCAGAUCGCGGCGGCUCGGCCAACUCAGGGGUGGUGCUACACGUCCUGCCAUUGGCAGUUCCGACGGGCAGGGGCUGGGGGCCGAUCCCGGGCCGCAGGUUGGAAAAUAAGGAGCUGUCCCCCCGAGUGUCGCCUGUAGAGCAGGUCGCGUGUGGUCGCUGGCGUGGGAGCCCCGGAGUUCAAGGGCUCGGGAGAGAGGAAGGAGACCUCUGAAACCUGACACCCAGCUUCUCGCAGAGGAAACUUCGCAGGCUGGCCCACCAAGACUAUCACUAUGACCGAUGGGGACUAUGAUUAUCUGAUCAAACUCCUGGCCCUUGGAGAUUCGGGGGUGGGGAAGACGACAUUUCUUUAUCGAUACACAGACAAUAAAUUCAAUCCCAAGUUUAUCACAACAGUAGGAAUAGACUUUCGGGAAAAACGUGUGGUUUAUAAUACCCAGGGACCAAAUGGAUCAUCAGGGAAAGCCUUUAAAGUGCAUCUUCAGCUUUGGGACACUGCCGGCCAAGAGAGAUUCCGGAGCCUCACCACUGCAUUUUUCAGAGAUGCCAUGGGUUUCUUAUUAAUGUUUGACCUCACCAGUCAACAGAGCUUCUUAAAUGUCAGAAACUGGAUGAGCCAACUGCAAGCAAAUGCUUAUUGUGAAAAUCCAGAUAUAGUAUUAAUUGGCAACAAGGCAGACCUGCCAGACCAGAGGGAAGUCAAUGAAAGGCAAGCGCGGGACCUGGCUGACAAAUACGGCAUGCCAUAUUUUGAAACAAGUGCCGCGACUGGCCAGAAUGUGGAGAAAGCUGUGGAAACCCUUCUGGACUUAAUCAUGAAGCGAAUGGAACAGUGUGUAGAGAAGACACAGGUCCCCGACACUGUCAAUGGUGGAGACUCUGGAAAGCUAGAUGGGGAAAAACCAGCAGAGAAGAAAUGCGGUUGCUAGACCCUACGUAGGAACUGAUCAUCAAAAACCCCACCCAAAUAUUACUUCCAAAAAACAGCGACAAACCACAAAAUUGUUGUAAGUAGACCAUGCAUAAUGGCAUGUUUUUCUUUUUCUUCCAGAAAAAUCUAUUUUGAGAAACCAGAAUAUCAACAGUGUUCAAAAGAAUUGACCAGUUGUCUCUGAGGCGCCCUCCAAACAAGAUCAGAGAUUUCCUAAUGUGAUCUCAUGGUCAUGGAUGCUCAAUUUGUUGUUGUUAUUGUUGUUUUUUGUGUUUUUUUUUAUGAAGAAGAUGAGUAUAUAAGAAAGUAUUCAAGAUGAUAUCAGUGAGUUUUAAAUCAGAACAAAAAUGACCAUGUCACAUGGGGAAAAGGAAUAGGCCACUAAAGGGAGAAUAUAGAAAGACAAUUUUUUUUUUUUAAAGAUUGGAUUUACUUCUUAUAUAGAGUUUGAUUUGUACUUUUAGUUUUGCAUUGGGGGAGCAUAUUAGCUAAAACUGAGGAUACAAUCAAGAAUCCUAAAUGGAUCAUUAGUAAUGACAUUACUAUAUACACCCAAUAAGCUGUCCUAGGGUGACUCAAAUACUGGUAAGGUUAUGAGAUUGUGAAUCAGACUUCUGUUAAAAUGUGGGAGAUUGUAUAUUAAUGUCAUUUUUAUAUUCUUAAUAAAUGGCAGAUAGACAAGAACAGGACUGUAAACAACAAAGUACAAGAGAAAUGCCCUAGGAGAAAAAUGAAAGUAUGAAAACAUGGCAUUUGGACAAAUGAAAUUAAAUGUGUCUGUUACAGAUGUCUGGAAGAAUCAUUUAGCCAAAUUUCACUCAAGCCAAUUAGAAGUUGACAUUAUCAGUUGGGAUUAAGAGAGUCUCCAGAGGUUUCCCUUUCCAAACAAAAUUUUGGAAAUCGGUUCAGUGUUCAGUUUCACAUUUCAUUUUUCUUAGUAAAUGGUCACAAGGGGAAAUUAAAGAUUGUCAUUUAUUAACUAUGUCUUUAAAAAUGCAGUCAAGAAAAACUGUUUAGGUUAAUUGUUUUUAGAUAAAAUAUGUCAGUGAUAUGAAAACAAAAAGUGACAAAUAAUUGUGGGUUUCUUUUUAAUUUACAAAAACACUGGAAACUCUAAAUCACACUUCUACUCUCCACACCCACCCCUGACUUUGCAUCAAUUGCAAAAAUACAGGUGUGUCACUUUGUAGAUCAACUUCAGGAUGAUGGAUUGAUUUUAUGGUCACUCUUGAGUUUUCACGUUAUUCAUCACAUAAAAUUUGAUGAUACCUCAUGCCAUAUUACAGUAUAUUUCACAUUUGUUUUCAUUUGCCUAAGGCAGAAUACCCACAUUUGAACUAUAUUUGGGGAUAGGACAGGAGUGGAGCUGUGUCUUUUCUCUCUAAAAAUGUGGUUAAUCACUUUAUUUUUUCAUAUAAAACUGCCUUUUCUUUUUAAAAAUCAUUACAAAAAGAUUGUCCAUUCGCUUAUUCUUAUUAUUGUGUCUGAAGUGAUACUACGUUGUUUUUUUUAUCUUAGUUUUUGAUAAGCAUAAGCAACUCCUAUUAAACUAUUAUUUAAAUAUUUCAGUUUUAUCAUUAACAAAGGCAUCAUGCUUCAAGUUUUCUCUUUUUAUCAUGAUAAGAUGGUUCUUCCUAUAAAAUUUUGCCAAUUAAACUUCAUUCUUCCAUACUCUAGGCAUAUUUUUAAAUUACAAACAUUAGAAACCCUAAAUCCCAGUCCCCCUAUCCACCGCCCCCCCAAACGUCUCUCUACAGUCUACGUCUGGUAUAGAAUCCAUAUUAGGAACACAGAUCCAAGAGAUUGUCUAAAAUGUUCUUGCAAAAUUCUCACUGUGAACUGCUUGGUUCCUCUGACUUUGGAAACAUAAUGCCAGCUUCUAGGAUCCAUCAUGCUUGGGUGUUCCCUCCAAUGCUGUUUUUAUCUAUGAUGUGCUUCAUGACGUCAGUGCCUGAGCCAUGAAGAUAGAAAUCUGUUAGCUAACACCUAAGAUGUUUUGACUGAAAGAAAAGUGAGCAGAAACAAUAUAAUCAUUGCUGUGGCAAAAUUUGGUAAACUUCUCUGGUUAUUUUAUCAACUCUCCUUUGGAUUCAAAUUGUGAUGUCUCUGGCAUUCCCAUGAUAGGGAAUGUUUAGCCUUUAUGAAAUCCUAAAGGUUUUCUGUUUUGGAUUUUUUUUGUUGUUGUUGUUUCUACUCUUUUUCCAGUUAUAUGUUUGACUGACUUUUGCCAAGAUUCUGUCAUUGCUAGUUAUUCAACGAGCAUUUAUUUCAGGGUAUAUUUUAAGAUUAUUAUUUGAUAGCUGUAGCAUGAAGCAGAGGGUGAUGAUGCCUAUAAUUAUAGAACUCUGCCUAUAAAAAUAACAAUUAUUGGGCAACAAUCUCAAGAGGAAUGAAAUUUAAAGAAGACAAGAAAACUAAUUUAAAACAGUAUUCUACUUAUAAAUAAAUACUUGAUCUAAGAAAAUAUUUUCUCUGUCAAGUUUGACAUCUGAUCCCAAAUUCUAUGUCACCAUUACUGGAAAUUCCUUCACUUAUUAUUUCAGAAUUAAUUAUUAUAUAAUUCAUUUUACAGUUUCAAAUUGAUUUGGGAACAUAAAGUGUACAGACUGCUUUAAAGAAUUGCAUACCUCCUUUAACCCAAAACAGCAUGUAUUUUUAGCCAAGAUAUAUCCUGUUACUUAUCUCCCAAAUGCUUUGGUAAACCAUAUUGUCUUUUGGGGAAAUAUUUAAAAUGUGCAUGAAAUUCCUUUCCGAUAUAGAAAUCAUUUCUGGAGUGCUUACACUAGUUUGAUGUUUACAUUGCUCUAACACAGUGCCUCAAGUACCUCUAUGACCAAAUUUGUCUCUAACCACAUAGCUCAUCUCCUAUUAUAU
Mirounga angustirostris (Northern elephant seal) is the source of this 4355-nucleotide messenger RNA. RefSeq names its product RAB27B, member RAS oncogene family (gene RAB27B). Gene Ontology annotation, cellular component: endosome; synaptic vesicle; dendritic spine. The transcript is spliced from 6 exons. Gene Ontology annotation, molecular function: GTP binding; GTPase activity. Bases 823 to 1479 code for a protein of 218 amino acids. Lineage: Eukaryota; Metazoa; Chordata; Mammalia; Carnivora; Phocidae. Gene Ontology annotation, biological process: cilium assembly; endocytic recycling; neurotransmitter receptor transport to postsynaptic membrane. The record is from RefSeq and is a predicted model, not a curated record.